This is a messenger RNA of Epinephelus moara (kelp grouper), 1000 nucleotides long. It is a transcript of the gene srp19, whose product is annotated as signal recognition particle 19. NCBI's taxonomy places the organism in Eukaryota, Metazoa, Chordata, Actinopteri, Perciformes, Serranidae. Gene Ontology annotation, biological process: SRP-dependent cotranslational protein targeting to membrane, signal sequence recognition; SRP-dependent cotranslational protein targeting to membrane. The transcript is spliced from 5 exons. Gene Ontology annotation, cellular component: signal recognition particle, endoplasmic reticulum targeting. Bases 201 to 626 code for a protein of 141 amino acids. Gene Ontology annotation, molecular function: 7S RNA binding. The record is from RefSeq and is a predicted model, not a curated record.
CUUACAGACUUCAUGGUGUAACCAACACCGGUGCGUUCGGUCCGUUGAAUCGAGCGCACCCUCUGGUUGUCAACAGCCGGUCAGUGUGCGCGUGAAGCCGCCGUAUGGCUGCGUGUUUUACGGGGAUCAAACCGUGUCGUUAGUCGCUGUUUUCAGCCGAGACUCGACCGUCUGCAGUCAGUCGAACAACCGGACCAACCAUGGCUCAUCUGACCCAGAACCCCGCCGAUAAAGAGCGGUUCAUCUGCAUCUAUCCCAUCUACAUCAACAGUAAGAAGACGCUGGCUGAAGGACGAAGGAUCCCCACAGAGAAGGCGGUGGAGAAUCCGUCCUGUGCUGAGAUCAGAGACGUGCUGACGGCGGCGGGGAUGAACGUCUACGUGGAGAACAAGAUGCAUCCCAGAGAGUGGAACAGGGACGUCCAGUUCAGAGGACGAGUCAGAGUCCAGGUGAAGCAGGCGGACGGCAGCCUCUGUCAGGAAAAAUUCACCUCCCGUAAGGACGUGAUGUUCUACGUAGCGGAGAUGAUCCCUAAACUAAAGACUCGGACCCAGAAGAGUGGAGGAGGAGACACCAGCUCUCAGCAGGGAGAGGGAGGGAAGAAGAGCAAGAAGAAGAAGAAAUAGACUCAAAGAAACAACCUGUUUUUCUUUUUUUAUUAAAUAAUUUUAAACAUGAGGUCCGUCAUGCAGAAUCACACCCUGAAACUAACGAAUCCAGUUUUUGUUGUGACCUCAGAGACUCGCUCAGCUGUCGGCGUCCAAAAUGAAAAUGUGUCUCCCGUUGAAUUCUUUAGAUUUUGACCUCACUGACCAAACUGCUGCAGCUCAUCAUGGCGUUUGUGAAAACGCAGAUAAAGGAUCUAAGUUCUGUUUUAUGUCAGAUUUCAGAGUGGACGAUGUGUUUCUGUUUCUGUGAUACACCUCGUCAUUUACUCCACAUUUUGUUAACGUCGCUGUGUCUGUUUGAAGACGAGAUGAAUAAAGAUUUCAUUUUCACA